Molecule: messenger RNA, 325 nt
Organism: Rubroshorea leprosula
Lineage: Eukaryota; Viridiplantae; Streptophyta; Magnoliopsida; Malvales; Dipterocarpaceae
Source: the annotation of a GenBank genome assembly
GAAUGGGUUCGCUUAGCAGGCGGAGAGCAUGAGUGAAGGGAUGGCGAAGACUGUCAUGAGUGGGUUCGAGCGGGCUAGGGUUCCUAUUAACACUGAGUUGGCAAACGAGUUUGCUGUGUUCGAUAGGUGCUUCGCGUUAGUUCCCAUGUCAACUCAACAGAAUCGGUUCGACGCCCACUUGACCACAUCGUUUAGAGCCAUGAGCAAUGUGAGGAAGGAUCUCAUCCAUGGAUUCCCCCCAAAAAAAUCUUUGAUUCCCUCAAAGAAAAUGGCCUAACAUUCGAAAUUUAUUACCAAAACAUUCCGAUGACCCUGUUCUUCUCGU